AUGGCCGGCCGGGUGAAAGUGCAAAUCGACCAUGCCCCGAAUCUGUUCUACCAUCGCGUGCUGCUGGCCUGGAAGACGUCGCUGGCCCCGGAUGACCGACAGCACCACGUGCUGUUCAACGCCGCCGCCAGCCUCAAGCGCUACCCGUUGCCCAUUCAGGGGAUUGCAGACCUCAAGCGGCUGAAAGGCAUUGGCGAUCAGAUUGCUGUCCGUCUCGACGCCUGCUGGGAGGUGUACGUCGAGAAUCUGGGCAAAGAACCCACGCAUCGAGACGUGAAGGCCCUGAAAAACGACGACGUCGUGCCGCUGCUCGGCGCCACCAAGUCGGCCAAGGCCCGCGAAAAGGAGAAGCGCCGCGGGGAUUGGAUGCCCGCGCUGCCGGGCCCAUCCAAAGCCCCUGCCAACUCGGACGAUGAAUUCAGGGAACCGGAUGCCCCACCAAAGAAAAGGCCCAACAUCCAGCGCAACAAUAAUGGAAGUCAGGACAAACCGUUCCGCGAGACUCCUGGAUCGUCACUGGAUGGUUUCGGAACCAAAUCCCAAACUGCCGGCUCGUCACGCGCAGAUGGUGAAGAAGUUCAAUACCUUCGAAUUCGGCCCGACGAAAAAGCCGAGGUGAUUCUGCUGUGCGACAACCGGGAGGUGUCCCGCAAAUUCAAGAAGUCAGCGGGCCCCGUCGAGCACUUGAUGAAGCUUGGAAUUCGGGCGGAGGUUCGAACGCUGCCGGUCGGUGACUUUAUGUGGGUGCUGAGGCGGUUGGACGGCCAGGAGAUGGCCAUGGAAUGGGUGGUCGAGCGGAAGACGUGGGAUGAUCUCUCCCAUUCCAUCAUUGGGGGCCGAUACGGUGACCAGAAGCGCCGCCUACGCCAGGCUCCAAUGUCCAAUCGCGUCUAUUUGGUGGAGGGACGUGGGAAUGGUGAUGUCCGUUGUAAUCAGGCCCUCGCCACGACGCUGACCCACGAUCACUACCUGGUCCAGCGCUGCGAGACGGCCAAAGACACCGCCCACUUCCUCGAGAUCCUCCACCACCGUCUCGUCCACCAGGCCGAAACCAAUACGUUGACCGGCGUUCGAUACGACGAUUUGGGCCAAUUUGCGAAGAGCUCGAGCGUGCAAACUGUCCGCGACAGCUGGGUGCAAAUGCUGCAGGUGUGCCCCGGAAUGUCGCAGCGUCGAGCCGAAGCGCUGGCUGCCCGAUUUCCUUCCCUGCCGUCCCUCGUCAGCUUCUUGCGCUCCGGCGAAGAUCUUCAAACGGCCGCCCCUUGCCUGCCGAAAUCCGUCAUGCGCCAAUUGAUGCUCUUCUUCCAGCCCCAGCUUGACAAA
Molecule: messenger RNA, 1323 nt
Organism: Mesorhabditis spiculigera
Lineage: Eukaryota; Metazoa; Nematoda; Chromadorea; Rhabditida; Rhabditidae
Source: the annotation of a GenBank genome assembly